AUGGCCCUGUCGCAGUGUCUGGACGACUCCCCCCUGAGAUCAGGUCCCAAACACACCAGGGCCGACGACGACCUGAACUUGCAGGACGUCUACAACGAGAGACACCGUCUGGCCCUGGAGGAGCUGCUGUCAGGCGGCCACGACCACUUCGUGGACUUCCUGAAGAAGGAGCGGAUCCCCAACUUCCUCUCCGACGACGAGAUCCAGCGGAUCCGGAGCAGCGCCGUGGCCCCCCGCUGCGCGUCCCUCCACGGCGAGGACCAGGCUCCGGAGCAGUCGCUCAGCUGCUCCCAGGACUGCUCCUCCGUCACCUACUUCCCCGAGGUGUCCGACGUGGAGCCGCCGGUGCUGGAGAUGGGCUGGCCCGCCUUCACGGCGGGGUCGUACCGGGGGGUGACCCGGGCCGUGGCGCACUUCCAGCCCAGCUACGGGGAGUGCAUCUACAGCUGCAAGGAGGCUGCGAGGCGCAUGAUUAAGAGCGCGAGAGAGGUGAUUGCCAUAGUUACGGACUCCCUGACGGACUUGGAUGUCUUUAAGGAUCUUCAGGAGGCUGGCUCCCAACGCCGGGUCCCUGUCUACGUUCUGCUGGACCAAUCGUGCGCUCCCGCUUUCCUCAAGAUGUGCAAAAACGUUGGCGUCCGCCUGGACGACCUGCGGCAAAUGAGAGUGCGAACCAUCACUGGCACAAACUACUACAUGAGAUCGGGAGCGAGGAUCACAGGGAAGGUUCACGAGCGGUUCAUGCUGAUCGAUGGAAACAGAGUGGCCACGGGUUCCUACAGGUUCAACUGGACGGACGGCAAGCUGAACAGCAGCAACCUGAUCGAGCUCUCCGGUCAGGUAACGGAGAGGUUUGACGAGGAGUUCCGCAUCCUGUACGCCCAAUCCCAGCCUCUGAACACCCGCGGACCCCCGGCGCCCCAUCCCAGCGGUGCCUACGACCACCUCGCUGUUAGCAGUUUAAUCACCUCCUCCCCUCACAGAGCCGGGCCCGUGGAGCCGCUGUGUCGGACCAGCACGCCGGCCCGCACGCCUUCCAGCCCGGCGCUGCAGCCUCCCUGGGAGCCUCUGACUCCAGAUCGCCAGAACGCCGGCCCCGCCUCCGACUGCUCCACCCUGGGGGACGACUGCGUAGAGCAGGAGGGGGUGGCGCUCGGCAGCGGCACGGCGCCGGUGCCCCCCGGCGCCGCCCGCUGCCACGCCUCGACCCAGACGAGCCGCUCGGUGGCGGACAGCGACGCCCAGACCGACCCGCAGACGGGCCCGGCGCUGGACCCUCCCCCGCCUCCCUCCCCCGCCCCGGCCAGGCGCACCCCGCUCGCCCAGGCGGCCUCGGACGGCCCCUUGAAGGAAUGCUUCCACAAGCUCUCCGAAGAGCGCCAGCACCACUACUCCAACAUCCGAGCCAAGCUGGAGCACAUCGUGAGCGCUCUGUCCCACAGGCGAGAGCUGGUGGACGUCACCAACGUGACUCACGGGCUCGGCGCCCACAGCAGGCAGAGGGCGCACGGGGAGCGCGAGCGGGACCCCAACCCCAGACUGCUGCUCGAAGGCGCCGGCAUGGGCACGUGGCCAAGAGCCAGAUGCGUACACUAGUUUGUCUUGAGGGAUUUCAGCAGAGGAAGGACUGCUCAAGGUUUUCUAAUGGGUCCUCCGUUACAGACGGGGCUCAUUCAGUAGAAUCUCAGCUCCUCUCUUUGUCUGUGCCGCUCGUCCUUACCACGCUGCAUCGU
This is a messenger RNA of Betta splendens (Siamese fighting fish), 1733 nucleotides long. It is a transcript of the gene sack1d, whose product is annotated as family with sequence similarity 83 member D. The transcript is spliced from 4 exons. Bases 1 to 1596 code for a protein of 531 amino acids. Gene Ontology annotation, cellular component: mitotic spindle pole; cytosol. Gene Ontology annotation, biological process: positive regulation of cell cycle G1/S phase transition; regulation of ERK1 and ERK2 cascade; regulation of TOR signaling. Lineage: Eukaryota; Metazoa; Chordata; Actinopteri; Anabantiformes; Osphronemidae. The record is from RefSeq and is a predicted model, not a curated record.